AUGCUCGGGCAAUGUUUUUGUGGUGCCUUGCUGACGGCUCUGGAUUUUACUCAGCUGGGAACUUCGCUGCCAGCCCGAUCUUUGGCUCAUUCUGGCUUGUCACUACUAGCGCUGGACCUUUUAAACUCGGGACCGAGUUCGCCUCCGCAGAGUUCUGGCCGCUUGGACCUGGCAUCGCUUGUGCUGGAUCUUGCGCACUUGGAGAUGCCGCCUCCCCCGCAACAUUCUUCGUGCACGGGUGCCUCGGCGUCUCCCUGCAGCAUCGCGCAACUUGACUCUCCAAUGCUGGCUUUGGAUCUCCUCCACCUGGGAAGUUUGACAUCUCUGCAUUCCCGGGCCAGAUCAGACAUGCCAGUCUUGACUUCGGAUGCUGCGCUGCUUGGCUUGACCCUUCUGGUGCACAGCUCCGUGUGCGCCGACUCGCUGGUUUCGGUUCCCUCUUCUGGCAUUCCAGAAGUACCAACGUCUUCGCGUAGCCUUAGCCGUUCGGGUUUGCUGUCAGCGGUGUGUGAUGCUGCUCACCUGGAGUUCACUUUGAGCCUCAAAAGCUUCCAUCGCUUUGGUAUGUCGUCGUCAGUUUUCGGAGCUGCACGCUUGGAUCUCUUGUUUUUCGUUCCAGAUCUGGGUGGUUUUGGCGCCGCGUUGCCCUUGCGGAGCCCCAGCUGGUUGGGCGCCACAUUGUCCUUGUUCAAAGUGACACGCUUGGGAACGUUCCUUUUCAUCCUAGAAACGUCCACGACAGGGAGUGUUUUGCCUUUGCACGGCCCAGCUCAGUUGGAUUUCGGCUCGCUUCUGUUUGGCGUGCAAAGGCUGGGCGCGCUGUUGUUGGUUCCAGACCCUUUGCACUUGGGUCCACCCUUGCUGUUGCAAUCGCGUGCUUGGUUAGAAUUAUCAUCUCCAGCAGCAGGUUUCUGCAAGAUGGGAUUGCCCGUCCCCGCACCAGAUUCAGCAAGCUCUGAAGCCUUGUUGCCCCCGAGGAGCUUGGUGCGGUUGGACUUGGUUGCAUUAGCUUCAGCCUUUGGUCAUGCGGGCCUGCUGCUUUCAAUGCGUUGCUUGGGGCAUGCUGGCAGCGUUUCAUCAGUCAUGAGUUGUGGACGUCCGGGCUUGGCAACACCGGCCCUUGAUGCAGCCCAGACAGACGCCGCGCCCCUGGCAAGAUCAUGUGCUCAGUCGGAGUUGAGCUUGCCUGCUGCCGGUUUGCUUUGUCCCGAAACCUCCUUGCUUCUCUGCGAUUUCGGCACAGUUGGGGCACUGUUGCUAACAAGAGGCUUGGCCUGCUUGGGCCCAUGCAUCGCUGUACUGGAUUGCGCCCGAUCUGAGUUCGCGCUGCCUCUGCGAAGUUCCUCAUUGACUCAUGCUCCCGGCUGCUUGGGCUUGUUGGUUUUCAUGAUGGACCUCGCAAAUCUCGGAAGCAGCCCGUUUUUGCAAAGUCCCGGCCAACUGGGCUUAUUAGCUUUUGCGUGUUUCUUUGCGGCUACUGGCUUUUCUCCGUUGCUCCAGAGCACUGGAAGACUAGAUGUGCUGUUGCUGGCCCUUCAGUUUGCACACGUAAGUUUAUCGCCCCCGGUGCGUUCCUCUGCUCGAGUUGAGCUUGCAGCACCGGCCUUGGACUUCUUGCACUCGGGCGCUCUCCUGUUACCUCAUUCCUUUGCCCAGACUGGGUUCUCAGCUUCGUUGCCAAGUGUGUUGCAAUCGGGAUCCCUGGCAUCAGUUCUGGAGCCUGCUGCCAUGGAGUCCUUGCUGUCAAUCCACAGCCUCUGCCAACUCGGAACCCCAACAUUUGUCUCAGCAUUUGCCUGUGCUGAGAGCCUCUUGUCAUCACACGGCCCGUCCCGCCUGGGUCUGUUGCUUUUGGCCUUGUCAUUGGGAAGAUCUGGCCCGAGCUUGACGGCGUCGGACCUUCUUCACCUCGGGCCUUUGCCCUCUCUUCAGGCAGCUUCUCGUUGUGGCUUUGCGCUGACUGUGGUUGGCCGUGCGCGCUUGGAAAUGUCAGCCUCGACACCAGACUUUGUGCAGUUUGGAUUGCUGCUGAUGGCGCGCUCCUUCACUUGCUCGGGGAGCGCCCUUCUUGUGCUGAAUGUCGUGAACUUGGGCACUCCCUCGACCCUCCGCAGCCUGGCUUAUCUUCUGUUUGACUUGGCUCAAGUGUCUCAGUUCUGGACCUUUGCAUCGGAGAUGGGGCUCGCGCCAUCUUUGCCCAGUUCCUCCUGCACCGGCUUUUUGCUGCUGGCUCUCGAUGUUGGUCUGCCAGAAUCGUUUGUGUUGGCCCACAAUGCGCAGCGAACAGAAGCCUCGAUUCCAACCUCCGGACUGUCCUGCUUGGGGUUGGCCGUUCUUCCUUUGGAUCAUUCGUCCGCUGGUGUGUUGCCGCCUUCACACAACCUCGAAUGUUUGGAUGCCUCCAUCGCAAUCCACGGUCUGGCGCGAUCCGAUGCAUUGCUGCUGUCUUCGGAUCAUUUGUCGCUGGACUUGCUGUUGCUCCUGCAUAGCUCGGCACAAUCAGGCUUUGCCGCCUCGGCUUCGGAUUUCCUUGCUCUGGAAAGCUCUCUGGCACUACAUGACUGCGCUUGCUCUGAUUCGCCGCCUUUGGUGUUUGGAAGGACUCGAGCAGAGACCCCAACCUUGAUGCUCGACUUGGUCCAUGCGGGCAGCUGCAUGCCAGCACGCUCCUUUGCACGCUUUGAUCCGGCCUUCUUGUUGGUAAGCAUGGUGUGGCCCGGGUCUUUGCCAUCCCUUUUCGACCUCGCUUGCCUGGAGGUUCUGCUGGCACCCCGCAGUCUUACAAGAGCAGGCUUCACACUUGCAACUUCGGACAACGUUGCAGCGGGCUUUGCAGCAUCCUUGCAAUCUCCCAGCUGCCUAGGUGUUGGACUUUUGGUGUUCAGUGCUGUUCGGUUAGGUUUCUCCCCGGCCGUAUCGGAUUGCACCUUGCUGGGCUUAUCGUUGAUUAUCCACAGCUUUGCCCGGUGUGGAGCUGCAGCAUCAGUCUUGGAUUUCUUACAUUCGGACUUGACUGCAUCUGCCAGAUCAGCAGCAUGCCUAGGCCCAGCGGCAAGUCUUCUGGACUCUGCACUUUUCGGAGCUUCGAUCUUCCUGCGAUCCCACGCAAAGCUAGACCUCUUGCCCCCUGUCAUCUCCGCAGUCGUCUGCUUGAACCGGCUUGGCAUUUUCCUCAUUUGGUUUGAGCCGCUCGGGGAGUCCACUGCUGCCGUAUGUAUAUCUCUUCCUUUCCACAGCUUUGUACGAUGCGGCUUGGCUUUCUUGUUGUUUGGCUCUAGUUGUUGUGAUGCAUUGGUGCUGACCGUGGACUUCAUGCAAGCAGGCAGUUUGGCAUUGCUUCGCAGUCUUGCGCAUUCCGGUUCCGCCCCGAUGCUUGUUGAAUUUGCACAACUGGAAGCAUCCUUGCCUGCCAGAAGUCUUUCCUGCAUUGAUGUGGCGACCUCAACAUCGAGUUUGUUUCGUUUUGAUGCAUUUGCUUCAGCGCUGGAUCUUCUGCGCCUCGGCUCUUCUUUGUCUCUGCACGCACCCUCCCGAGCCGAACUAUCCGCAUCAGUGUCCGGAUGCGUCUGCCUGGGCUCCUUCCUGUCGCUCCCGGAUUGCGGGAUAGUCGGACCUGCCCCGCUGCUUGCCUGUGACUUUGCACAUUCAGAUAUGGCUGUGCCACCUCGGGCGGCAACCCGGCUCGAAGCCCUGCUUUUGCUCAUGUCGUGCCUGCGUGUUGGCCUGCCGCUGCCAAUUCUGGAUUCUGGCUUUCUGGGCACGGUCUUGCCAGUCCACAGGUUUGCAAAGCUGGACUUCAUGCCUGCGUUGUUUGGUGGCUGCUGCUUAGAGGCUUCAUUUGUGGUGCUGGACCUUGCAAGCAUGGAGCCUCCACUGUUCAUCCGCAGCGCUGUUCGAUCAGAGUCCAUCACUCCGAUUCCUGGUUUUAUGUCUCCUGGCAGCCUGCCGUUCUCACAAAGACCUGCCCGAACUGGUUUCCCAUUUUUAUCGUUCGGAGCUGCUGCUUCUGGCUUACCAUUGUCUCUUCUAGAUUGUAUCCAGCUGGGAAUUCCUUCGGCUCUCCAAAGCCUUUCGAAGCCUGACUUGUCAGUCUUGCCUGUGGAUCUAUCGUGCACAGGAAGUCCCUCAUCCAUACGGCAGCUUGCCCGCCCGGGAUCAGGAGUUCCGAUCUCUGGACACACGAGGCUUGACGCGCUCACGGCGGUACCAGAUUUUCUUCACUUGGGAACGCCUCUCUUGCUCAGAGCUUCUGCUAGGACAGGCUUUGCCACAGCUGCUUCCGGGUGCACCUGCACAGGCAUGCUCUUGCUCAUUCCCCAUGACGUACACUUGGGCCCGAUGCUUCUGACACACAGCGGCUUCCAGCUCGAGGCGGCAUUGCUGAUUUUUGGCUUGGUGCGACUGGACUCCUUUGUUCCUGCGAUGGAUUCUGCUGCACCAGGCUCUGUCUUGCUUGCACGAAGCUUCGCUCAGAUAGAACUAUCGACGCCUCCACCAGAGGCGGUUCGAUCAGGAACUUCAUCAUCAGCACCUGACCUCACAAGUCCUGGGAGUCCGCCUAUGCUUCGUUCACUUGCGCGUUCAGCUUCUGCCUUGCCUGUGUGUGAUGCAGUGCAGUUGGGCCCCGUAUUGUUCCCGAGAAGCCUUGCGCAAUCUGAACCCGUCAUUCCAUUGACGGGUGCUGCAUGCUUAGAGUCGCCAAUGCCUCUUCGAUCUUUUUCGCACAUGGAGGCUGGCCUGUUUGUGCUUGCGUUUGUGCAAGCAGGAUCCGCGCUGCUGCCACGAAGUCCCGGCCAUGUGGGUCCAGCAGCACCUGCUCUACAAAGUCUACGUCUUGACCCCGCUUUGGUUUUGCAGUCCAUGGGGUGGUCCGGGCUCUCCCUAUUGGCAGCAGGCUUGGCUUGUGCGGGCUUUUGCGCGGCCGUGCCUGACCUUGUGCAGCUCGAAGUGUCUCUGCCCACCAGAAGUUCUGGUCACCCUGGCAUCCCUGUGCUUGUCUCGAGUCUUGCUGGUGUUGGCCCGCCAUCGCCCCUGAAGUGCUUGGCAUGGCCAGGCUUCUCUGCACCUCUGUCAGGAAGGGCUUCUUUUGAGCCAUCCCCCUUUGCGCUGGAGGAAGUGACGCUUGGACUUUCGCCUUCCCCGCGGUCCUUUGUUUGCUCGGGUGCAGCUGUGCUGGCUUUAGAUGGCUAUAGAGCUGGAAGUCUUGCGCCUUUGCAAUCCCCGUCCCACCUUGAUGUCUCAGCAACUGCCUCGGACAGUGUCCGAUUGGAUGUGCUGCUGUCUGCAUUAGAUCUUCUUCAUUUGGACUCUUCUCCUGCCCUUCAAGGCUUCAGUUGCUGUGGCCUCGCCCUUCCUGUGUCAAGCUCCAUCAAAUCGGGUCCUUUCCUGCCAUUACAAGCAGCUUUGUGCAUGGGCUUCGUGGUGUCAGUGUCAGGGGCCAAUUGCUUGGAGGUCUCUACGUCAGCUCCAGAUCCUACUCACCUCGGCCUGGCGAUGUCCGUGCGAUCCACGGGCCAGCUUGGUUCACUGACACUCGCUUCCAGCAUCUUGCGCCUCGGGUCGAGCGUGCUGAUGUCGGAUUCUGCGCUGAUGGAGUUCUUGCCAACAUUGCAUGGCUCCACUCGGCUCGGAUCAUCAUCACCGGCGUUGAGCAGAGCAACCCUGGGGGUUUUGUUGCCCGUUGCUGAGCUCUCGCAGAUUGGUUUCCCACUUGUACUUCGCAGCUAUAGCCGUGUGGAGUCUGUGCCUUCAGUUCUGAUGAUUGCUCAGAUGGACUUGCUUCUUGCGUCGACAUUUUUGUACUUCUUUCUGGCAGAGCAUGUAUCGGCUUUUCUCUUCCUGCUCCCGACGCUGCAUAUCCAGGCUCGGCUUCUCUUCUUCUGUGCUUUCAAGGGCAAGCUUGGGUGUGCCAGCCUUCGCUUUGGAAUCUUCACUUCUCGGAAGUUUUGCACUGGCCCAGAGCUUCGUCCGGGCUGGUCCCUUGUCACUCGUAUUCGACUUUGCCUUCCCUGGAACUUCUCCACCCACUCGCAGCUCCAGUCAGGCUGUUUGUCGAUGGUUCCCUUCGGCUCGUCGCAGACCGAUGCAAGCUUAUCCGCCCUUUGCUCCUGUCAGUCAGGCCUCAGUUUGCCGGCGCGGAAUUCGCUGCGCUCGGAGGUGUCCUUGUUGGCCGUGGGCUUGGGCCGCCUCGGAUCUGUAGCGCUCGUGCCGGAUACAGCUACUGCGGGCGUUGUGUCGUUGCUACACAGCGUGUCAUGCCUGGGCAUCUUUCUGUCGACACCAGGCUUUGCUUGGACCGAAGCCUUGGCAGCCAUUUUGGAUUCUGCCUCGUAUGGCUCGCUUCUUUCUGUCCGUAGUUCAGUUCAAGUGGCGUCGGCCCCUUUGGUCUUUGGAGCGGGCUGCGUUGGCCUGCCGCCUUCAGCUCUCGACUCUGGAAGCUCUGAGGCCUUGUCGAUGGUCCAAAGUUUGCUAUGGAUGGAGUCGUCGCCCCUUGCGAUGGGUUUCGCCAACACUGGACCAUUCCUGUCGGCUCUGGGGGCCUGUCUGCUAGGACCACCACCGCCCCUGAAGAGUCGUUCGCGGAUCGAUGCAUCCUUGUUGUUGGUGGAGCACACUCUGCCUGGCUCGUCAUUGCUGUUGCAAAGCUUCACCUGGGCAGGCCCUCUCCUGUCCGUGUUUGGUCUAAGUUGCGGCGCGCUCCUGCUGGCUUCAGACCUCCUUUGUUCGGGGCUUCCCUUGUUGUUACGGGGGUCUGGCUGCAUGGACUCUGCGAUGCUGACUUGGGGAGUGGCCAGGUCGGGCAUCCCAGUAGCUGUACUGGAGCUUUCAACCUGCGGCUCGGUGCUGGCAAUCCGCAACUCUGGACGGCUCGGUCUGUCACUUUUGCUUGCUGGCAACGCAAAGCCGGAACUUCCGAUGUUUCCCGUAGACGUCGCUUUCGCAGAUGCACUCUUGUUGCCGCAAAGUCAUUCCCGAGUGGGCAUCGUGCUGCUUCUUCUGGACCUCGCAAGUGCCGAGCCUUCCUUGAUGCUUCGCAGCCAUUGCCGCCCUGGGUCAGUCGUUUUGGCAUCGGGAUCGAUGCGCUCAGACCCGGCGUCCGUAGUACCUGGACUCUGUGGUCUGGGGAGUUUAUCGCUGCUGCAGAGCUUCGCGUGUUUGGAUUUCAUCUUGUCUCCUCUGGAUCACGCAGAUUCUGAACUGCCACUGCCUGUGAAGUCAUGUGGCUGCACUGGUUCUUUGAUGUCAUUGUGUGGCUCCUUGUGUUCAGGUCCGUCACUGCUUCUCUUGGACAGCCUUGAACCGGAACUGGCCACGUUCAUUCAGAGCCCUUCUCAAGCAGAUGUGGUGCUUUUCGCGUUGGAUUUCGUGGACUUUGAUGCGUCUUUGUUGCUGCAGACAGGACUGCCGGUUGCGCAGUUUGUCGACUUCGGCUCAUCGUCACUCCUGCACAGGAGCCAUGCUUGCGUUGGGCUGGCUGCACCAGUGUCGAGCGUUGGCAACCCGGGUCCGCUCUUGCCCAUUCAUGGUUUUGUCCGAAUGGGUGCACCACUGCUAACUUAUGGUGUCGCGGAGAUCCGCAGUGACGCAGCAAUCCAGGACACGGUCUUUGUCAAAGGCGCUAUGCUCAUUGACUUCACCUUGUCCGUGUUGGGUGUAGCCUGGUCAGACAUGCUGUCGUUUGUGUCUGGCCUUUUCAACCCAGACGUCCCUCUUCUGUUACGUGUGCGAGGCCGAUUCAGCAAUACCCGUGCGGUCAUUCUCACGUCCAAGCACCACCUCCUUCUUGCUCGGGUUGUCCUGCACGGAACCACUGGCACUGGCUUCGGAUUUCCUGCACCUGGGCAGCUCGAUGACACUGCGAGGACAGGUGCCUCGCUGGUCCUACUGAGCUGGACGUCCACGGGCAGUACUCUUCUGUUGAGAAGCCUGUUCCGCACAGACCUCCUGGCGCUCGUAUUGUCUUUUGCCAGUGCAGGCUCCUGUCUGCCAAUUCGCGUGUGGCCUGCGCUAUUGCUGUUGGUAGCAGAUCUUGCGAACAUUGGUCCCUCGGUGCUGGCCAGGGCUGCACUUCAGGCUGACUUCAGAACGUCGUGCGUUGGCAAAGCACGUGUGGGCCGUUCAAUCUUUCUUGUUGACAGCAUGAGCAUGGGUUCGUCCACGUUGACGAGAAGCUCCAGCAGGAUCGCAUCGCUGUCUCUGCUGGAGCUCAUACAUUCGGGUAGCGUCAUGCUGUCACGAGAACACGCUUGUGCUGAGUUUCUUCUGUUUACUGUGGGGGGGCUGACUUCGGAACUGACGUUGCUCUUGCUUGACCAUGCAGCAGCAGACUCCUCCUUGUUGGCACGCAACAUGGCACGAGUUGAUACUUCGCCGCUGCUGUGGGGAAGGUGCCGCUCUGAAGUGCCGAUGCCAACAACAGAUUUCAUGGAAGCGGGACUCCCAGUGCCAACGCGUCAAUUUGUGAGGAUCGAGUCCUCUUUUCUUGCUGCACGCAUGGCCCAGCUCGACCUCGCCCUGUUGCUUUUGGACUGUGUGAGUGCUGGCUUGUCCACAUCAUUCCGAUCAUGGGCCCAGACAGAUCUUGCCAUGUCCUCGCCGGAUUUUGCUGACAUAGGUUCCUCGACGUCUUUGCAGACAAGCCUACAAGCUGGCAGCUUCAUGCUUGCAUCAGGCAUCCUGCGUGCAGAUUCACUUUCGCCGGCCGCUGAUUUCACGGGGUUGGAGGCAAGCCUGUUGACGAGGACCUUUGCAAGAGCUGAUUCCCCAACCUCUGCCACUCGUGCAUUCCGCUUGGAGUUGUGUACCUUUGUGGUGGAUUCCACGACCACUGGCAGCAUGUUGCCGGCGAGGCAAUGCGGGCGGCCAGGGCCUCCACUGUUGGCGGUGGGUGUCUUGCGUGCCGGGCAGCAGUUCGAGACCGGGAGCUGCCUCCCAAUUCGAGGCUUUGCCCGCACAGGAUCACCCCCGUCGAUUUCUUAUUGUGCGAGAUCCGAAUCUUGUCUGUCUGUGCUGGACUCCCUGACUUCAGGCCCGCUGUUUUCGAUGCAGUCUGUUGCGUGUGUCGGCUUUGUUGUGCCGGUCUUCGACCUUCUCCAUCCCGGGCCUCUACCUCCAUCGAGGAGCCUCGCAUGGCUUGAGAGCCAGCUGCCACUGCUAGAUUCAGCUCAGUUGGGCAGCUUUGUUUUGGCGCGAAGUUUUUCCAGGAUGGGGCCGCCUUUGCUUCCAGCCGGCUUGGUCAGAUUCGAUUUGUUCCCUUCAGCCCCGGAUGCUCUGCAGACAGGCCCUGCUGUUCUGCUACAAACUUUGGCACAUCUCUCGUCCGCGACCUCGGCCUUAGGCUUCAGUCACACUGGUCCAGCCUCGUUCCCUCAGUCCUUGCUCCAGGCAGAGUCGCCCCCGACAGCAUCUGGCCUGUGUUGUCUUGAACCUUUGCUAGUCGCUUUGGACUUCUCUUGCUUUGGUCUGCUUUUGCUCAUGAGACAACUUGUUCGCAUGGAGUUGCUCACAGCGCUAUGCAGUGCAGCGCGCCCGGAAUCCUCAACGUCUGCCCUAGAUCUCCUGCACUUGGGCUUGCUGCUGUUCUUGCAGAGUUUCCUGCGCUUGGGACUGGUGCCGCUUGUGUCCAAGGCUUCGCAGCCAGGUCCCUUGCUACUUUCAAGAAGCCUUGCUCGCGUUGAUGCAGCUCUCUUGACUCUGGGUGGUAUCAAGCCCGAGUUGUCUUUGCCUGUGCCAGAUUUCGUUGGGUUUGGUGCCUCGCCAGCUCUGCAGACGCUUGCGCAGCUUGGACUCAGCUCGCUUGCAUGUGGUAUGGCUCGUUUUGGCAUGCUGACACUUGCCUUGGACUCUUUGCAUUUAGACUUGUCAUUGUUUCUGCAGUCAUUUGCGUGUCUGGGUCUGUUUCUUCCCAUUUUGGACUUCAGCCAAACUGACAGCACUCCGUCGUCGCGUAGCCGCCUUUGCACUGGGGCGGCGGUGGUUGUUUUUGGGCUUGCAAGACCGGGCCUCGUGCUGAUAGUGCCGAGCUUCUCGAGCUCAGAUUCGGUGUUGUUUUUGCGGAACUCUGCAUGCUUGGCCACGUUGAUGCCUUCUGUUGGCCUGACUUGGUUUGGCUUGCUGCCUCUUGUCUUAGAUUGUGUGGAGAUGGGCAGCUCGCCCUUCCUCCGCGCGGCGUUGCGACUCGGAGCACCGACCUCCUCCACCGGCACUUGCAACUUUGGAGGUGCGAUGCCCACUUUGGACUAUACCAACCUGGCUAGCUUGAUGUCUACCCGACAUCACGCUUGCCGCUUGUACGAUGCUCCGCAUGGAUGGGAUCGUCGGCAAGCCUUCUUGGACUGUCAUGCCUUCCAAUGCAUCCUAAUGUGUGGCAUGACAAAGCCUGGUGCUGCAGUCUUCGUCCUCGACGUUGGCAUCUUCGGCCCAUCGCCGUUCCUACGCAGUUCCGGGUGCUUUGAGGUGGCGGUUUCAGUCGCUGGCAUCUCGAACAUUGGAAGCCCUCCGCUCUCACACAGCCGCCCUUAUCUUGAAGCCACCAUGUCGACCUCUGGAUGCAGUCGUGCAGGGACGGUGCCACCCGCACUCGAUUCCCUUCAUCUGGGUAGCCUGCCGAUGCUGAGGAGCUUUGCAUGUGCUGGACUGGCUCUUGCAGUUCCUCAGCUGGCCAGCUUGGGCAGCCCUUCGUUGCUGAGGAGUUCCGCAAGACCUGGCAUGCUCCCGCCAUUCUUUGGACGUGCUGCUCUCGAGAAAUUCCUGCCGGUGCUAGACUGCAGCCACUCGGAGUCGGCACUGCUUGCGCGGCAGUCUGCUUGCCUGGACCCUGCCCCCACCGCCUGUGGUCUAGCACGCCUUGGCAUGUUGCCGACGGCCUGUGACUUCACAAAGCUGAGCUCACCGAUGCUUACGCAAGGUUUCGCACGUUCAAGUUCGAUGCCGGUGCUUUUGAGCUUGAGCAGGACAGGAUUGCCAGCCUUGGUGUUGGACUUCCUCUGUCUGGGACCCUUUUUGUCCUUGCGGCGGCCCAGUUGUUGCGGCCCUUCCUCGCCGCCCUGCGGAAUGCUGAAGCUGGACACACUGAUGGUCGCAGUGGAUGCAAAACGGUCGGGUUUCUUUCCAUUGCUGCAGUCUCCCGUCCGCCCUGGGCCAUGCGCCUUGCUUGUGGGCGCUGCUUGUCUUGAGAUGCCGACGUCUGUUCCAGAUUCUCUACAUCUGGGCAGCCUCCUAUUGCUCCGAAGCUCUGCGCAGUCGGCCUUCGUGCUGCCCGCUUGUGGAUUUCAGAAUCCCGGGCCGCUUCUGACACCACGCCACUCCAGCAGGCUGGAGCUUACAAUACCAGUACCAGGCACCUGCAAGCCUGGCCUGCUCCCAUCGAACUUGGAUUUUGCGAGCCUUGAUGCGUUGCCGCUGUUGCAUUGUCACACGCGGCUGGAGCUUUCUUUGCCCGCUUUUGGGAGAUCUAAUGCAGGAAGCUUGCCCUCCAUCCUGACAGUCGCUUCAUCUGAUACUUUCCUGCUCUCGCACGGCUUUUGUCGAUUGGUGCUCAUGCUGACAGCUUGCGGGCUCUCGCGGCUUGAUGCCUCGGUGUCCGCGCUAGACCCCAGCCAACCAGGCUUGUCGCUCAUGCUGCGUCGACAUGCCAGGUCGGACUUCGUGUCGACAGUCUUGGGCAACGCGCGAGUUGAAGCCUUGCCUUCGGUGCUGGACUCUUCCUACACGGGAAGUUUCCCAUCGGCACAGAAUCUGGUUCGGAUCGGCUCGAGUGUCCUGCUGAUUGGCUUAGGCUGUUUCGGUUCCUCUCCAGUCGCGCCGGACUCUCUUCAGCCAGAAUUUCUGCUGACUCUACGAAGCUUCUCCCAGUCCGAUGCGAGCCUGUCCGUGCCGCGAUCGGCCAAUCCCGGCUUCUUCCUAUCCACCCUGGAUGCGGGUUUUGUUGAGUCAUCGUUGUUGUCCAAGAGACCGGCCUGGCCUGGUUUGCCCUUCCCAGUGAUCUCGGCCCUCAGAGUCGGGUCCUUGCUGUCAACUCCGGACUUUGCGCAUUUCAGCCCUGCCCUGGUGUUGCGAAGUCUGGUGCUCAUUCCCUGCGCAGAGGGGGCAGAAUGCAUGGUGCUGCGAUGCUUGCAGAGGACCAUUGAGCCCGUAGAAAUGUUGGUUAGUGCCAUUGCUGCGCUGACAGUCUUUGGCCACUUCAGGACGUCAGCGUGCCUGGUCUGCGCGCUUCGGCUUGGGGCCACCUACGGCGGGUGCCUCUCUAAGGCUUGCUGUCCAUUCGUCAUGCGUGGGUCCCAGCGUGAGAACCGCGACCCAUGGCGUUUCGCCGGCCAUGUAGACUCCGGAGCUCUGAGUCUGCAUUUCCAGGCCCUGGCACAGCGGCUUCGAUUCUGGAUUCUUCUCGUGGUUGGAUCUGGAAACAUCCGCAAGUUGAGGAUGCCAAUGGGCAUCGCUUGCUCGGAGAGCACUUCGGCAGUCCAACAAAAUGUGUACCCAGGUUCUGCCCUGCACUUCAACGGGGCGAGCAACUACAUCUACUACGACACUGGAGCAACAGAGCUCAGAGUCCACGCCGGUGGACUCAAGCGGAUGAGCAUCAGCAGCGCUGGUGGAAGCCUGCAUGGCACGUGGUCGUCUGAAAGUAUCAUCAGUGCGUCAGACCAGAGGCUAAAGCGUCGCAUUGAGCCAUUGGAUCGGGCUCUCGCUGCCCGGGCCAUGCAGCGGACUAGCUCUGAAAAAGCAGGCUCAGAAGGAGAGUCGGACAGAGCGAAAGCCGUGGGCUGGCUUCUGCGGGAGCUACGACCGGUCUCAUACUAUUUCAAGGAAGGACCAGACGCCAAGUACGUCAGGCGAGCCAGUGCUGAAGAUAAAGCAUGGUGUUGCAGUGCUCACUUCAUGCUGAAGUCCAAUCUCGGUGCCUGCAUGUGGCUGCUAUGGAGACUACCGAAAAGACCACCCCAUCAGCGUUUGGCCACUCGGGGUGCCAAGAUCUUGCGAUGGGAGUGUGAUACUCCGCUGGCUCGGGAGAUGGCAGCCUACCCCGAGGCGAACGACUUCCUCUGCUUCUGCUUGGAGCGUAAUGGAGAGUUCUCUAAGCGAGACUGGCUUGCAUCCCUGACACUGCUGACAGUGCGAAAACGCUUCAGCACGUCCUUGCCGCAGUUUCAGGAGUACAGUCAGUUGCUGGUAUCGAAAGCUGAUUUGCACUUCCAGGAUAGUGUGCACCUCCUGCUCCACCGGUAUGGUGUUUUAGGCUAUGCUCCAGCUGUGUGGAGGCUGCUUCCACUGAUGGUGGCUCGCGUUCCUCUCAUGAGGACGCUUGUCCAUGAUGAGCAUGCUUGGGCCUCCCUCGGUAAUGCCCUCUGUGAUCGAGCGCAAGAGUUCGCAUUGCCGGACUUGGCAAUGUAUGCCUGGGGACUGGCAGCCGUUGACCGCGUGUCGCCUUCAGAAGUUGUCAUCCUGAAACAAUCAGUCCGCAGACUGCUGCUUGGGCAGAGUUUGCCCGAGUCAAGCCAUAACUUGUGCAUUCUGUUGAAAGCUGUUGGCAAACUGACGCCCGACGACCGGCGAUUCCUGGAGUGGCUCCUUUUGCUGAUGCUCGAGGCCAUGGAGACGCGGGCGAUUUCUUUUGCAGCACAGGGCGUUACUGGCAUCUGGGCGGCUCUGGGCAUGCUGAAAUGGCGGCCGGAGGACGGUAUGCUCGAGGUUCUCUGUGAGGAGUCGAGGCGAUUGCGCCUGGAUCACACUUUCAACCAGGACAUGGCCGCCGAGCUGGCAAAGGCCCUGUUGAUUCUGGACGUGGAUGAUGCGCGGCCCGUAUAUCAAGUCGCCGACUACGUUGCCAGGCGGGGCCUUUCCCUCCGAGCUGACACUUUGUUGGUCCUUGCGGAGUUCUUCGCGGCACGGCAGGUGAAUCAUGACUUGGCAUGGAAGAGGCUGGGUGUACGUGCCCAGCAGCGUGGCGUGGACCUUCGCCUGCAUGACAUAGACCGGCUGGUGGCAGCGUUUCGCCGAGCGGGGCGCGGCAAUCAAAGGAUCUAUGGCAUGCUAAGCUUGUUUCUUCGGUUGCGGGAGGACCAAGCAAAGUACGGAGCAGCUUGA
Symbiodinium natans is the source of this 14085-nucleotide messenger RNA. The record is from the annotation of a GenBank genome assembly. Lineage: Eukaryota; Dinophyceae; Suessiales; Symbiodiniaceae.